Messenger RNA from Saccoglossus kowalevskii, 1767 nucleotides. RefSeq names its product histone acetyltransferase KAT5-like. Lineage: Eukaryota; Metazoa; Hemichordata; Enteropneusta; Harrimaniidae. The record is from RefSeq and is a predicted model, not a curated record. Gene Ontology annotation, cellular component: NuA4 histone acetyltransferase complex. Gene Ontology annotation, biological process: double-strand break repair via homologous recombination; regulation of DNA-templated transcription. Gene Ontology annotation, molecular function: histone H4K16 acetyltransferase activity.
AAAACGGUGUUGAUGUGCUCGACAUGGUGUCAGAGGGUUGUCGUCUCCCCGUCUUGAUGACCAACUCAGACGAGCAGUCAAGCUCACAAAGUUUCAAAGCUAUUGCUGAAGUUCUUAGUCGAAAAGAUGGACAUGGUUCGCCACGAUUUUAUGUUCACUACAUAGACUUUAAUAAAAGACUUGAUGAGUGGGUAACGCCAGAUAGAUUAGAUUUAGAAAAACUACAAUUUCCCAAAAAAGAUAAUAAAACCCCAGUCAAAGAAGGCAAAUCUAUAAGUUCAAGAGCUUCAACGCCAGAAAAAGAGAUUCCAUUUCAGAAUGGGGGCAUGGGUGGUGGCAUGGGUGGUAUGAGCAGUAUGGGUGGAAUGGGCAGUAUGGGCGGUAUGGGCAUGAUGAAGACCAAAUCAAAUGCAGGAAGAAAACGUAAAGUACCAAUAGAUAGUGAGGAUUCUCAAGAUAGUCUACCACCACAGUCACUUGUUGCUGCUAAUAAUGUACCUCCCAAAGGACCCAGGCAAACUGGAAGUCUAGUUGAUAAAACCCAUGAUGAUGUUGUGACACGAAUGAAAAAUAUUGAAAUGAUUGAAUUAGGACGACAUCGUAUAAGACCGUGGUAUUUUUCACCAUACCCUGUGGAAUUAACGAAAUGCAGUGUGAUCUAUUUAUGUGAAUUUUGUCUGAAGUAUAUGAAGAGUGUUAAAUGCUUAGAAAGACACAGGGCCAAGUGUAUUUUUAGACAUCCACCUGGUAAUGAAAUCUACAGAAAGGCUACCAUAUCCUUUUUUGAGAUAGAUGGAAGGAAAAACAAGGUUUAUUCGCAAAAUUUGUGUUUGUUGGCCAAGCUAUUUUUAGACCACAAGACCCUAUACUAUGAUACAGAUCCAUUUCUCUUCUAUGUUAUGACUGAAUUUGAUUCAAGAGGCUAUCAUAUUGUUGGAUAUUUCUCUAAGGAGAAAGAAUCUACUGAAGAUUACAAUGUUGCUUGUAUUCUAACAUUACCACCAUAUCAAAGAAAAGGAUAUGGAAAAUUACUUAUUGAAUUUAGUUAUUUAUUGUCAAAGUUUGAAGGUAAAACAGGCUCUCCAGAGAAACCACUGUCUGAUUUAGGGUUGCUGUCAUAUAGAAGUUAUUGGUCGCAGGCAAUUCUUGAGAUCUUAGUAGACCUGAAGGAUGAAAAUGGAGAGAGACCACAGAUGACUAUUAAUGAGAUAUGUGAGAUGACUAGUGUUCGAAAAGAAGACGUGAUAUCAACGUUACAACAUUUAAAUCUUAUAAACUACUAUAAAGGACAAUAUAUAGUAACACUAUGCAAGGAAAUUGUGGAUAGUCACGAACGUGUCAUGUCAAAGAGAAAAAUUCGAAUUGAUCCGAAAAGUUUACACUGGCAGCCAAAGGAUUGGUCAAAGAGAGGAAAAUGGUAGUGGUUGUUACUGCACUGUGAAUACACUAAUACAGACACUGCCUUGUUUUGUGAGAAUACAACGAAAUAUAUAAUGUUUGGAUGAUGCUGUAUUUGACCUAAUUUUCACUGUGAUUAAUGUUUUUACAAUUUUUCCAAGAAUCUAGCUUCAAUGCUAGCAUAAUGUCUAAAGUUCUGUGAUGAAUACUACCCGGUACAUAUAAUUGAUUGUUUCAGUGUUUGUUCAUCCUUCAUAUAUUAUCAUUUUAAUUAUUUCAUGCAACAAACUGAUACAAAGUAAACUUAUCAAUAUGAGCUUGUACUAUUACUGGCUAUAAAUGUUAUGUAAUAAAUGUCAUGACUUCACU